Triticum turgidum subsp. durum (durum wheat) is the source of this 1080-nucleotide messenger RNA. The record is from the annotation of a GenBank genome assembly. NCBI's taxonomy places the organism in Eukaryota, Viridiplantae, Streptophyta, Magnoliopsida, Poales, Poaceae.
AUGGACUUGAAGAGGGUUAAUGGUACUUCUCCAAAAAUGCCGGCUAAUGAUGUGAGGAAAAUAAAGAAGAGGAUUUCACAGAGGAUGCAAAGGACGGGGAGUAUGCCACAGAGGAUGCAAAGGACGAUGAGUGUGCCACAAAGGAAGCAAAGGGCGAUGAGUUUGCAGCCUAUAAGCGAGCUGUUGUUGGACGUGAUGGUGUGGGAGAUCUUAAUCCGGCUGCCCGUAGAGUCCCUGGUGAGGUUUAAGUUGGUUAGCAAGGCCUGGUACGCUAUCAUCUCCGACCCUGUUUUUGUUCGUGCGCACCUCCAGUGCUCCAAAGAGAAACAACAUCGCAACCCGUCUUCCUUCCUCGUCACCCCCCAGAUUUAUCUGGAACCAAAUCCUUCCGGUCUUUUCUCCACCAACAUCCGUUUCUACCUGUGGUCUUUACAACAAGAUGACAUGAGCAGGAGCAGUAGUAGUGCAACACUCCUUUAUGGGAGGCAGUUCCCCACUGGUGAGUUUGGGCUGGUGUCACAAAUGGCACACUGUGAUGGAUUGGUGUUGCUCCCCACAAACACCAACACUUAUGUCUUCAACCCAGCAACUAGAGAUGUUGUUGCGCUGCCCAGGUGCCACCGCAAUAUGUUGCAGCAUCCAAGCUGCCUUCCAAUUGGUUUGGGCCUUGAUGUUUCCACCGGAACAUACAAGGUUGCACGGUCUUUCUACCGUUCCGGUGAUUACAGUUCUGUUGCAAUGGGGAUGGAGGUCUUCACUAUUAAUGGUGAAGAGGGCAACUGGAGGGAAACGUUGCUGGAUCCACCAUACCCUAUUGUGUGUCCGCAAACUGCCAUACACUGCAAGGGUUCCCUGUUCUAUUUCAUAGAUAAGAAAAAUCAGCGAUGCCCCGCGCAGGCGCUGCUUCGUUUCUGCCUUCAAGAUGAAACAUUUGGUAUCACUCCAUUGCUUAACAACGUGUACCCUACAGUUGAAGAUGAUGAUAUUGUUCUCCAUGAGCUUGAUGGGGAAUUAUGUGCUACUUUCUUUAGCAAGUGUGUGUGCAACGAGUAUUGGUCUGGAUGGCAAGAGAUAUUGUGA